ACGUGUAGUUAUACUAAUUAGGAACAAUGGGCGGCGGACACCACCACCACGCUCCGGCGGUGCCCGAGCCUUCGUAUGCAAAGUUCCUAGCUCCCAAGUCGGGCCUGUGCCCUCAUGAGUUCCACUACAACCGGGAGAUUUGGUAUCCGCACGGCGGCUUCUACUGUGACCCUAAGGGCUGGCGCAAGAACACGUUGCUGACUCUUGGCGCGGUCGGUGGCAUCCUGUUCCUGAUGUUCCAGUACUCGACGGCUAACGAGGUUCGCCACAUGCCGCCGAAGGGCUGGAUUCCCAGCAUGAUGUGGAACUCAAAUGUGCCCGACCCCGUGGACUUCCGGGGGCGAAAGCUGGACCGCAACGGCAACCUGCAGCACGAGUAAGCAGGCAGCUGGUGUCCACGCCUCGCCUUGGGUCGUGGUGGAGGCCACAGGGAGCAGGAGGCUUUCGUUCUAUGUAGCGGACAGAGGGAUGCACGGGCUUAAGCUUACGGUGUAGCAAAUAGGGGGUGUGCCGAGACAGCUUGGGGUGUCAUACGUGUAUGUGGUUGUAAGAGGGGUGCAGGCAGCAUAGGCGGAUCAGGAGGCGCGUUCCCAGCUUUUUCUAGCGGGGUUUCCGACAUGCGCUUUAUUGGGAGAGGUUUUGCAGAGACUUCGUGCGACUUGUAAAGGCGCAUGAAACCGA
Messenger RNA from Astrephomene gubernaculifera, 681 nucleotides. The record is from the annotation of a GenBank genome assembly. NCBI's taxonomy places the organism in Eukaryota, Viridiplantae, Chlorophyta, Chlorophyceae, Chlamydomonadales, Astrephomenaceae.